CCCCCCAGUCGCCAGUCUCCGCGGUCGCCACCACUGAAAUCCUCUCCUGAUUUCAGUAUCCCAAAUCGAGCGCCACCGGUGCAAUUCCCCUCCCCGGGGCCCCCCAACAUCCCACCCCAUCCCCCAUAACCAAAACCCUGAAUUUAUCCCCUUGGAAAACUCUCGUUAAACCCUCCUCUUCCGUUCAAAUUUCCCAGCAAUGCCUGCUUCCUCCUCAGAGGCGAGGACGAGGUGGAGGAAGCGGAAAAGAGAGCCCCAAAUUUCGCGAAAGUUGAAAGCACCCCAACAGCCUGCUCCAGACGACGACGUUUUGGAAGACGACGACGAGGACGAAGAAGAAUUGAACGAAGAUGAUAACAACAACAACAAUAACAAUAAUAACCAAAACCCUAACAACAUUACCCUUGAACGGACGGUCCAGAUUAGGGAGAGCGAGUCGGUGUCGGACGGCGGUGAGAGGAUUAGUAGCUUCCCUCUGGUUAUAAAACGGGCGGUACACCGGCCGCACUCGUCCGUGACCUCUGCCGUGACGAUGGAGAGAGCUGGGAAUUUAGGGGAAAGUAGAGGGCAGGGGCAAAACGCCCUCGUUUUGGAGAAUAUUUCUCAUGGGCAGCUACAGGCCUUGUCUACUGUGCCCACGGAUAAUUUGGUUAUAGGUGAGGAGGGUGGGAGUGGAUCGUAUGUGAUUACACCUCCCAGGAUUAUGAAGGGGCACGGCGUGGUUAAGAAGUUUGGCAGUGCUGAAAGGGUUCAUGUGGUUCCAAUGCACGCAGAUUGGUUUUCGCCUAAUACAGUGCAUAGAUUGGAAAGGCAAGUUGUGCCACACUUUUUUUCGGGAAAAUCAUCAGAUCAUACACCUGAAAAAUACAUGGAGUGUCGAAAUUGUAUAGUUGCCAAAUACAUGGAGAAUCCAGACAAGCACUUGUCACUAUCUGACUGCCAGGGAUUAGUAGCUAGUGUCAGUAUUGACGAUUUAACUCGUAUUUUGCGGUUUCUUGACCACUGGGGGAUCAUCAAUUAUUGUGCUCCUACCCCUAGUCGUAGUGUGCAAAAGGAUGGAACAUAUUUAUGUGAGGACUCCAACGGUGACCUUUGUGUUCCUGGAGCUGCUUUGAAAAGUAUUGAUAGCUUGGUUCAGUUUGACAGGCCUAAGUGUAGGUUAAAGGCAGCUGAAGUAUAUCCGGAACUUGCAUGUCAGCACGAUGAAGACUCUGAUUUUGAUAGUGCAAUCCGGGAACAUUUAUCUGAAACCAGAUGCAACUGUUGUUCUCGGCCAACUCCUACAGUAUACUAUCAGUCACAGAAGGAGGUUGAUGUGCUAUUGUGUUUGGAUUGCUUCCAUGAUGGCAAAUAUGUUGCAGGCCAUUCUAGCCUGGAUUUUGUGAAGGUCAAUUCCAUGAAAGGUUAUGCAGGUCUGGAUGGAGAAAGUUGGACUGAUCAGGAAACCCUUCUUCUUCUAGAAGGGAUGCAACUCUAUAAUGAAAACUGGAAUGAAAUUGCAGAGCAUGUGGGCACCAAGUCUAAAGCACAAUGUAUCCUCCAUUUUGUCCGUCUGCCUCUUGAUGCUACUCCCUUGGGAAAUAUUGAUGUCCCUGGCUGCGCUAAUUCAUCAAAUCUCCCGGAUGGAAAUGAAUGUGGGAGGUCACAUCCAAAUGCAAAUGGGAAUCUUGCAGGAUGUGGCUUGCAAGACCCUGAUUUUGAAACUAAAUUUCCUUUUGCUAAUUGUGGAAACCCAGUUAUGGCUCUGGUUGCCUUUCUGGCUUCUGCAGUCGGACCAAGAGUUGCUGCAGCAUGUGCCCAUGCAUCCCUGGCUACAUUAUCUAAGGAUGAUUGUUCAACUUCAACUAGAAAUUUUAUGCAGAUGGAUGGAUCAAGGAUAAGUAAGGAUAGCGGUCCCCGUGGAGACUUUGGAAACUCAAGCCAGCAAAAAGAAGAAAAGAUGAGAGGACAAGGUCCCUGGACUAAUACAGAUACAUUUCCAUUAUCUGCUGAAAAAGUAAAAGCUGCUGCAAAAGUUGGCCUUGCAGCUGCAGCUACAAAGGCAAAGCUUUUUGCUGACCAUGAAGAACGUGAAAUUCAGAGGUUAUCGGCUAAUAUCAUAAAUCAUCAGUUGAAAAGAUUGGAGCUGAAACUGAAGCAGUUUGCAGAAGUAGAGACACUCUUAAUGAGAGAAUGUGAGCAAAUGGAAAGGACAAGGCAGAGAAUUGCUGCAGAACGUAAUGUUAUAUUAUCAGCACAUCUUGGCUCUUCUGGAUUAUCUCGACCUAUGGGCCCACCAAGUGUUGGUCAAGCCAUGGUUAAUAGUAAUGUCGGUAAUAAUAGGCAACAAGUUUCAAAUUCUCCUCAACCAUUUAUAUCUGGGUUUGGCAGUAAUCAACCAAUCCAUCCGCAUAUGUCACUCAUGUCACAACAACAAUCGAUGUACGGAAUUGGGCCUAGGUUACCAUUAUCAGCUAUACAGCCAUCUUCCUCCUCUCCUAAUGUUAUGUUCAACCCUGCAGCGACCUCCCAGGCUGCUUUAAAUCAUCCAAUGUUGAGACCUGUGUCUGGGUCUAAAUCUGGAUUAGGUUGACUGUAGAAGUGAUGAUGCAACAAGAUUGCUUGUGUUACAAUUCUUGUGCUUUCAGCACUAAAAGUUGGGAGAGUGGAUGGGGUAGAUAGCUGCUGUGCAUGUUGUAUUUUGGCCCGUAUGUUUCACUGGGGGCCAGUGUUUUCGACGCAGCAGCCCAUGCAGAAGAUGAUGCAGCAAAUCUCAGAUCAGUAGGAAAGUGACGUGACUUUCUUCAGCAAUGGUGGUUCAACUAAUUGAUUGUUCCUUUUCAUUGCUACAAUUGUAGGUUCCAGUAUGUUAUUUUUGUUGCUGACUGAUUAACUACCAAGACAGGAGUAAUUUAAGUAGCAUGCUCGAGAUGUUGCAACCUUGCUGUACAGAUCAUGAAAUAUGCAGGGAUGUAGUGAAAGCAUGAAAUAGACGCCUUGUUAUUUAAAUCUCUGGCAUAUGCAUAUCUUCAUGUCAUUUUGCAGCUGCCUUGAUUUUGCA
Coffea arabica (coffee) is the source of this 3040-nucleotide messenger RNA. RefSeq names its product SWI/SNF complex subunit SWI3C. The record is from RefSeq and is a predicted model, not a curated record. NCBI's taxonomy places the organism in Eukaryota, Viridiplantae, Streptophyta, Magnoliopsida, Gentianales, Rubiaceae. Gene Ontology annotation, molecular function: zinc ion binding; protein binding.